Messenger RNA from Mytilus californianus (California mussel), 647 nucleotides. Its product is annotated as 40S ribosomal protein S7-like. Bases 32 to 613 code for a protein of 193 amino acids. Gene Ontology annotation, molecular function: structural constituent of ribosome. Gene Ontology annotation, biological process: ribosomal small subunit biogenesis; rRNA processing; translation. Gene Ontology annotation, cellular component: cytosolic small ribosomal subunit; 90S preribosome; ribosome. The record is from RefSeq and is a predicted model, not a curated record. Lineage: Eukaryota; Metazoa; Mollusca; Bivalvia; Mytilida; Mytilidae. The transcript is spliced from 7 exons.
UUCUCUUCUUCCGUCGCCGCCAUUGAACAAGAUGUAUUCGGCGAGCGCUAAAAUUGUGAAACCUCAAGGCGAGAAGCCUGAUGAGUUUGAACAGUCGAUCUCACAGGCUUUGUUGGAACUGGAAAUGAAUAGUGACUUGAAACAACAACUUCGUGAACUGUAUAUUACUGGUGCAAAGGAGAUUGAUGUCCAAGGCAAGAAAGCCAUAAUCAUCUUUGUACCAGUACCACAGUUGCGAAGUUACCAGAAAAUACAGACCAGACUUGUUCGUGAAUUGGAAAAAAAAUUCAGUGGCAAACAUGUUGUGUUUAUUGCACAGAGAAGAAUAUUGCCAAAACCAACAAGAAAAACAAGGAGGAAAAACAAGCAGAAAAGACCAAUCUCACGUACUUUGACAUCUGUACAUGAUGCAAUCUUGGAUGAUUUGACCUUCCCAGCUGAGAUUGUUGGUAAAAGAAUCCGAAUCAAGUUAGAUGGCUCUAGACUGAUUAAAGUUCAUUUGGAUAAGACACAGCAAACAAACAUUGAACACAAGUUGGACACAUUUGGUGCUGUGUACAAGAAGUUAACUGGAAAGGACGUUAAUUUUGAGUUUCCAGAAUAUGUUCUUUAAAGGACUGUAAAAUAAAAAAAAAAUGUGAUAUGAA